AUGGCGUGGCUUUUGGACAACUCUAUUGCGGUCCAGGUUGCUAUCGACAAGAACUGCUGCAAAGUCCUCGCGGUAUUGUUAUCCUACGUAUCAGAACUCGGCACUGUUGGAGGGCGCAACCUGGUCAGAGAGCUUGUCAACAAUGUUCCAACUCGCCCGGGCCGUUACAGUGAUCACUCACCAUUACACGAUGCUGUGGAUGAGAGCAACGUGGAUAUUGCACGGCUCCUCCUGCAGUAUGGAGCUAAUGUCAACCGACAAAACCAGGCUCGAAGAACCCCGCUACAUAUAGCAGUUGAGGCGGAUGACUUGGAAAUUGUCAAAUUUCUCACUGACCACGGGGCUUCUAUUCAUACCCGAGACGGUCAUGGUCGUACCCCAGUUGAGGUCGCAGUCUGUCAUGCCAGUCCCGGAAUGGUCGAAUUCUUCCUCGAAAAGGGGGCUAGUAUCGGCCGUAUUCUCAAGUCAGAUUCAAACCUGAUGUGCGCCUCAGUCAAUAUGGCCAUAUCGCUACAAAAAGCUGGCAUUAAUCUCAACCAGGUCGGGGGCUUUGGAGUACCACUCUGGACCCCCAUGUUGUUCAAAAUCCAACUUGCGACCUACAUCCUGAACUCAGACCAGUGUGUCUUUCUUCAUACAUUUGAACGAGGAAGAGUUCUGUGGAAGCUCUUAUGGUAUUUCUACGAUAACGAUGAUGUCAACUCAAUGCACAAGCAGUUGCGGCUGAUGUACCGCAGACUAGGCCACGAUUUUAUGCGUCAGAUAUCCGAGACUGAAACAGAUGACCGUCAUGGAGCGUUUAAUAUUCUAUGCUUUUCUGCCCAUUAUGGACUUGUAGAAGAAGUCAAAGUUCUCUUAGAGGCGGGAUGUGGCAUCGAAUUCGAGGGCUCUGCGGCUGGAACGGCACUCAUGGCUGCAGCCAGUCUGGGACGGAUAGAAAUCGUCAAGUUAUGUACUGGACUGGUUAUUGAUAGGGAGGUUUACGGAACAGAUCAAGAUCGAGGAGCCAUCGGCUGA
Molecule: messenger RNA, 1017 nt
Organism: Colletotrichum graminicola M1.001
Lineage: Eukaryota; Fungi; Ascomycota; Sordariomycetes; Glomerellales; Glomerellaceae
Exons: 2
Coding region: 1-1017 (338 amino acids)
Molecular function (GO): protein binding
Source: RefSeq, a predicted model, not a curated record